CAACAGCAAGCAGAAGAAGGAAAUACCAAACACACCAGAAGGCACAAGAGCUGAGAAAGACAGAGAGCCUGGCUCUAGACUAUGAAUGUUUCCAAGAUGGCACUAGACAACAACUUCACUAACAGCUCCUUUAACUGUACGAUUGACAGCUUCAAGCAAGUAAUUUAUCCCAUCAUGUAUCUCUUUAUCUUCUUCCUGGGUGCUGUUGGAAAUAGCCUCUCCAUUUAUGUUUUCUUCCAGCCUUCACAGAGGAAGACCUCAGUAAACAUUUACAUGCAGAACUUGGCUGUUUCAGACCUCAUGUUUGUGAGCACUUUGCCCUUUCGGGCCUCAUAUUUCCUGUUGGGAUCGCGUUGGAUAUUUGGUGAUAUUGUCUGCAGGAUCAUGACUUACACCUUGUACGUGAACAUGUACUGCAGCAUUUAUUUUCUCACCGUGCUCAGUGUGGUUCGUUUCAUAGCCAUCGUCUACCCGUUCAAACACUGGAAAGUAACCAACAUAAAGUAUGCCAGGAUAACAUGCGCAGCCAUAUGGGUCUUCGUGCUGGCAGCCUCCAGCCCUCUGUUAAGCAAGGAAAUCGCUGGGUACAGCAACCCAGCCAAGUGCUUGGACCUCCACCCUUCCAGCACCCGCAGGCUCCUCAUGAUGAACAGCUUUGUCCUCAUCGUGGGCUUCAUUCUGCCAUUUUGCACAAUUAUUGUCUGCUACAUCUUUGCAAUCAAAGCAUUGCUCAAGUCCAAGACUCCACAGCACAAGAAGGCAGUCUGUCACAAGAAGGCACUGUCCACCAUCAUCAUCACUCUCAUCCUCUUCCUCCUCUGUUUCCUGCCGUAUCACAUCCUGCGAACUGCCCACCUGAUGCACAGCAGCUGCAGCCAGGCCAGCCUGCCCAUGCACAAAGCACUGGUGGUUGCUCUCUGCCUUGCUGCCAUGAACAGCUGCCUUGAUCCUGUCCUCUAUUACUUUGCGGCUGAAAAUUUCAAAGCGAGAAUCAGAAGUCUGUACCGCAGGUAGCUCGUGCAGAACUGCAAAAUUAGAUAUAUACAGACCCAAAGGGACAUCUAGACUGGGUCCAGAGGCUUUGUGGUUCUAGCCAUCCUGCAGCCAUGCUGCUCAGUGCCAGGCAUCUCUGGUGCAAAAAGUGUCUUGGAGAGAACUUGUUGGGGGUGGCCAAAACUGAGGCAAGAUGAUCAGAGGUCAGGUGCAGGGUGUGAUCCCUAGUCCUAUUCUAUUUGGCAGGGUAGAACACUUCUGGUGUUCAUCCUCUCCAGGGCAAGUUGAAAGGGGUUUACCUUGCUACUAGAGCCCAUUCAUUUAAUUUCACAAUACUCAGCCAGUGACUUGAAGGGAGACUGCUCACCUACCCACCUCAGUGUUUGUGUCUGAGUCUCUCUGUGCUCCACAUCCCUGUGCAUGCAGAGAUGCACGGUUCAGAUGCUGCGAUACUCAACAGACUCAUAGCACCCUGUC
Molecule: messenger RNA, 1470 nt
Organism: Athene cunicularia (burrowing owl)
Lineage: Eukaryota; Metazoa; Chordata; Aves; Strigiformes; Strigidae
Gene: CYSLTR2
Product: cysteinyl leukotriene receptor 2
Exons: 2
Coding region: 82-1014 (310 amino acids)
Biological process (GO): G protein-coupled receptor signaling pathway
Cellular component (GO): plasma membrane
Molecular function (GO): G protein-coupled receptor activity
Source: RefSeq, a predicted model, not a curated record